Molecule: messenger RNA, 1918 nt
Organism: Linum tenue
Lineage: Eukaryota; Viridiplantae; Streptophyta; Magnoliopsida; Malpighiales; Linaceae
Source: the annotation of a GenBank genome assembly
AUGAUGGGAACCUACACUUACUCUGCACCCGCCGCAACCGCCAAGAGAAGCACGGUUGGAGGCUACGAUGCCCCCGACGGCGUCGAAAUUCGGGGCCGCUACGACCAGGAAUUCGCCAAGAUCCUGUCCAGGGAUGCCCUGCAGUUUGUCGCCGAGCUGCAGAGGGAGUUCCGGAACCGCAUCAGGUUCGCUCUCGAGUCCCGCCGCGAAGCCAAGGCCAGGUACAACGACGGAGCGGUCCCGGGCUUCGAUCCUGCCACCCGGGUCAUCCGAGACGCCGACUGGACUUGCGCCCCCGUUCCCCCUGCCGUCGCCGACCGCCGAGUCGAGAUCACAGGCCCUGUCGGGAGGAAGAUGAUCAUCAACGCCCUCAAUUCCGGAGCCAAAGUUUUCAUGGCUGAUUUUGAAGAUGCUCUGUCCCCGACGUGGGAGAAUCUGAUGAGAGGGCAGGUGAAUCUGAGAGAUGCUGUUGAUGGGACGAUCAGCUUCCAGGACAAGGCCAGAAACAGGGUCUACAAGCUGAAUGACAAUACGGCCAAGUUGUUCGUUCGCCCCAGAGGGUGGCACUUGCCUGAAUCCCACAUCCUGAUCGACGGCGAACCGGCCACCGGCUGCCUCGUCGACUUCGGCCUCUACUUCUACCACAACUACGCUGCCUUCCGCAGAACCCAAGGAGCUGGAUUCGGCCCUUUCUUCUACCUCCCCAAAAUGGAACAUUCCAGGGAGGCAAAGAUAUGGAACAGCGUUUUCGAGAGGGCAGAGAAGAUGGCCGGGAUCGAGACGGGUAGCAUCAGGGCCACCGUUCUGAUCGAGACGCUUCCUGCCGCGUUCCAGAUGAACGAGAUCCUCUACGAGCUAAGAGACCACUCCGUCGGGCUCAACUGCGGGCGAUGGGAUUACAUCUUCAGCUACGUGAAGACGUUCCAGUCUCACCCUGACCGCCUCCUCCCCGACAGAGUCCAAGUCGGGAUGGCGCAGCAUUUCAUGAGGAGCUACUCCGACCUCCUCAUCUCCACCUGUCACAGGCGCGGCGUCCACGCCAUGGGUGGAAUGGCGGCACAGAUUCCAAUCAGGGACGAUCCGGAGGCGAACGAAGCAGCAGUGGAGCUAGUGAGGAAGGACAAGCACCGGGAGGCGAAGGCGGGCCACGACGGGACGUGGGCCGCGCAUCCCGGGCUGAUCCCGGCCUGCAAUGAAGUCUUCACCGCAGUAAUGGGCAGCUCGCCGAACCAGAUCCAGUCCAUGAAGCGGGAGGAAGCUUACUCCGCAAUCACGGAGGAAGACCUGCUGCAGAGGCCGAGAGGGGUCCGGACCAUGGAAGGGCUCCGGCUCAACACCAGGGUCGGGAUCCAGUACGUCGCGGCGUGGCUGACGGGGACAGGGUCGGUCCCGCUGUACAACCUGAUGGAGGACGCGGCGACGGCGGAGAUCAGCAGGGUGCAGAACUGGCAGUGGAUUAGGUACAAUGUGGAGCUGGACGGGGAUGGUUUGGGGGUGAAGGUGAACCGGGAGGUGUUCUGGAGAGUGGUGGAGGAAGAGAUGGCGAGGAUUGAGAAGGAAGUCGGGAAGGACAAGUUUAGGAAAGGGAUGUACAAGGAGGCUUCCAGGAUUUUCACCAGGCAGUGCACUGCUAAAGUCCUCGAUGAUUUCCUGACGCUGGAUGCUUAUAACAAUAUUGUCCUGCAUUUUCCCAGGGGAGGGUCCAAGCUUUGAGGAAGCUGUGGAUGGAUGGAUCGGUUGGAACGAAUGGGUUUCUUGGGUUUGCUAGCUUGUUAAUUUUGUUGUCUGUCUUAUCGUCUCUGUAUUUCAUCUCUUGCAAGUUUCGUCACUUUGUGUCUCUGUGGUUGUAGUCCUGUGUUUGUUUUUUUUUUGUUUGUUCCAAUAAAUCGUAUGAUGUUCUGGACUUAAAAGAAAAAUA